UUAGUGACACAGAUCUGUACAGUAGCAGCGGUCUGGUUACUGAAUCACUGCUGGACAUGGAGCACUUUACCCAUCAAUAAACUCUCACCAAAGACAAAAUAUGGGGGAGAGCAUUGAUGUGAAGGCUCUGAGGGCCAGGUUCAACCAAAAGGCCAGCACCUCGGACACCAGCAGCCGAGACAGCGGCUCCCCAAAAUCUCCACGACCUGGGUUUGGGAGACCGAUACUGCCCGUGACAGAGAACGAGCUGGCUCAUCACAGACUGUUUCCUACGGUUCCUCCUCCUCCGAUGGCUAGCCCAGGCCUGGUCAGGUUCCCGAGAGCAGAACCGAUGGCAGCCUCCAUCCCCUCCAGACCUGCUUCCUACCCUCGGCUGCCUCCCAAUCCUGGAAUCAGAGCAUCCAUCCAGCAAGUAGACGUUGGCAAGGUCAAGAUGAAGGGGGAGAUGCUACAGCACAUGAUGCAGAGGCACCAGAGGCCUCCAUGCCCCAAACCAGCCCCAGCUCCAGCUCAGUCCCCUGUACCAGCUCCCACCUCCACUCCUCUACCGCUCCGACAGCAGCCCCGACAGAGGAGUGCAGGGGACGUGACCCCGCUGAGGAGGCCACUACCGCCUGAAGGACCCCUGCCCUUAAAGCCCAAACGACCUCCCAAUGUCAACCUUGAGCCCUUUCUGAGGUUCAACCGAGGACCUGCCCUUCCUGCUCCAAGAAAGACUGACGGUUCCCCGUGCUCAACAGGCAGAAAGAUGUCUUUACCCGCCGUCAUCAGUCCUCCAAAACCGCCACAACGAUCCAACAAACCCAGCAAGCUGCCGCAACAAAUGGCCUCCAUGGAGAUUGAGAAUAACCAGGACUUCUAUGAUGACAUUGCAAGCCCUCAGAAGAACGAUUCCUGGAGCGACAACAGUUCACAUUGUAUGGACGGGGAUGAUGAUGACGUGUAUGAGUUUAUUGAUGAGGAUCAGGUGGAUAUAAAUCGGUUUAAUUCUGAGAAGAAAAACAAACAAGAAGCAAAGAGUCAACAGGCGCAGGAGAAAAAAAAUCAGCUGGAACGUCAGAAAAAAGAAAAAGAAUUGAAGAAGAACUUUCAGUUGGAAGGGGAGGUGGAGGUUCUUCAUACAGCCAGAGUCCGGCAUGACUGGCACGGAGGAGGAAAACUGGACCUCAGUGUACGACAAGGAGAGAACGUGGAUAUCCUCCGAGUUAAGAAUAACCCAGGAGGCAAAUGGUUGGCUCGCUCUCUAAAUGGAAACUAUGGAUACAUCAGUAACACAUGUGUGGAUGUUGACUAUGAAGCAGUGAAGCGCAAAGUGCUCCAGUCCAGAAAAAUAGACACAUCAGUGUUGCCUCCACCACCUCCAGACCCCCCAACGAUGUUAAAUGUGAAUUCCAAUAGCAGCGACAGCAUGCUUCAAGAUGAUGAUGACUAUGAUGACGUUCAACCAAUAACUGAGGAUUUCCCCCCACCACCGCCUGACAUCAGCGUAGAUCCCAAAGUGGAGAAGGAGUUAAGAAAAAGAUUUAAGUAUGAAGGGCCUCUGAGGGUGUUGCACACCAUGAUGGUGGAUCCCAAUUGUGUCAUAAAGAAGCCAGGAGGGAAGGAUCUGCCCGUGACUCAAGGAGAAGUUGUGGACAUCAUCCAGCUCACUAACAGCAAGAAAUCUCUGUGUUGUAACCGGUUUGGAAAAUAUGGUUAUGUGUCCAGAUCGAUUCUUCUUACAAUGGAAGGAGACAUUUACGACGAUGUUGAUUAUCCAGGUGACAUCUACGACAAUGACUCUCCACACCCUGAUUAUUGAUACAUGCCAGCUAAACACGCACAGUAAGACAGAGAGAGAUACAGACACAAAAAAACAAGAUAUAUACGCAUUUCAAACUGAAACCGACACCAAUAUAAAACUAUAUAAUCAUCUAUCUGGAUACACAUGUUUGCUGAACUCCACCAUAAGCAUUUAAUCGAACAGGAUUCAAAGACAGCAGGCUUCCUGUUGCAAUUGAGGUGGAAUAGAAAUGAGCUCUCUGGCUCACAAACUAAAUAGCUUAAAAAUAAAAACUAUAUCAAACUAAGGGACAAAAACAGAAAAUAGAGUAAAUAGAGACACACACAUAUUCCAUUUGCUGAGACUAUCAAACUUUCCAUUGCAUUGUUUGUCAAACUGUUUGUAUAGAAAAUGAAUACACUAUAACUGUAGCUUUGUGUAAUGCGCGAAUUCUGAGAUAAUUUAAAAUAAAUUUUACUGGUAAUUGUGUUCCUCUUUUAUUUGA
Messenger RNA from Anoplopoma fimbria (sablefish), 2267 nucleotides. Its product is annotated as FYN-binding protein 1. Gene Ontology annotation, biological process: T cell receptor signaling pathway; protein localization to plasma membrane; integrin-mediated signaling pathway. Gene Ontology annotation, molecular function: protein binding. The transcript has 16 exons. NCBI's taxonomy places the organism in Eukaryota, Metazoa, Chordata, Actinopteri, Perciformes, Anoplopomatidae. The record is from RefSeq and is a predicted model, not a curated record. Bases 101 to 1801 code for a protein of 566 amino acids. Gene Ontology annotation, cellular component: plasma membrane.